AUGCCUGUCUCGCAGCAGAACCAGUCGGAUGCUCUGAGCCUACCCGACGCAGAGCUGUAUAUGGAAGUUGUGGGCUACAAGGCAGGAACGAGCUGUUGCACAUUGCGUCGUUCAAGAGCGGGAGCCAUGCUGUUCCACGGGAUCUCCGGUGACCACAUCCAGGGCAUCAUGGAGGAGAUGGAGAGGAGAUCCAAAACCGACUCGCGCCUGGCCAAGGGCGUGCGGCUCAACGGAAGGGAAGCGGUGAGAAACAUUAACGCAAUGCAAUGUUGUUGUUUUUUUUCUGACAUCUAUGACGAUUAACACCUACAUCCGGAUGGGAAUAACUGUUUAAACGCAAGAAGGUAGGCCUAUAGUUGGGCUAAUAUAAAGAAUCACUCGAAAGAAAGUCUUAAUGUUGUGGUUAAUAUUGAGUUUACAGGUUCCUCUGCCCAAAAUAACAAACAAAAACGUGCAGCCUAAAUUGUAUGCUCGUCUGGGGAAGUUUUCGUAUGUAAUAAAAAUACAUUCAGUUAUCAACCUGUUAAGUGAAAGCGCAUACAGUAAAAGUGACAAUUAUUAUGCAGAAUUUUCCAAUUUGUUACACAAUUUAUAUUUUGAGCAAAUAGCAAAUUGCUGUUGUUAAUAUAUAUUUAUAUAAUAUAGGCUAUAAUUAAACAGUAAAUACAGAGAUAGCCUAAUAAGCCUAUAUUAGCUUGGUUAUUAUUAGCAUCUACAUAAUAAUUUAUUAUAGGCCUACAUAAUUUGUGUUAUUAUUAUUAUUAUUAUUAUUAUUAUUAUUAUUAGUAGUAGUAGUAGUAGUAGUAGUAGUAGUAAUUGUUGUAAUUUAUGGUUAAGUUAUAGGCGUGUAAAAGUAGGAGGAUAUAGGCCUGCUUAGUGGCUGUCGAUACAUCUUAUUUUAAACGUGCAAUGAAGCGACAUUAAUUAUUCUUUGUCAUUGUAAUAUAAUUAUAUAUACAGGCUCCAUUUGUUAGAUAAGUUGAACGCAGUUACUCCCUAAACACAAUGGGCCCUGUAUGUUUAUACACGUCCAGCUCCGCAGGAAUUUCCUAGGGUUCAUUUUGCUUUUAAACUGAACUGUCAUAGGCCUAAAAUCUAACUAUCGAGCUACUUACUAUUUUAUUUAUUUUCAAGAAAAUGGUGCAAUGCUGAUAUUAGUGUAAUAUGUAAUUUUCAUAUAUGUUACAGUUUUAUCACACACAAGCCAAACCCCCACAUGAUAAGUAUAGGCUUAACCACAGGCGCAUGAUGUGAGCCAUGCAUUCCCACGUUAAUAUCCCCCUCCUUUCCCUCUCCCUCCAGACCAUGCCUUCCAUGGGCCCUGAGAAGCCCGCGUUGUGUGCCGGCUGUGGAGGCAAAAUCUCGGAUAGAUAUUAUCUGCUCGCUGUGGACAAACAAUGGCACCUACGGUGCCUCAAAUGCUGUGAAUGUAAACAGCAUUUGGAGUCAGAGCUCACGUGUUUCGCCAAGGAUGGCAGCAUCUACUGCAAAGAGGAUUACUACAGGUAAGAAAACCUAAGGUUAUGAAUUGUUUUUCUACUGGCUUAGUGAAAUUAUUGAUUUUAUUAUUCGAUAAUUGAACAUACACACACACACACCCUCUCUCUCUCUCUCUCUCUCUCUCUCCCUGUUUGGUAUUAGGCCUGUCAUACAAACUAUUGUUAAUGUCUGAAACCUUAGGCCUAUAACACAAACACAGGCUACGGAAAAAUGCAAAUAGGCUAUAGGCCUAGGUUAAAUGUAGAAUGUAUUGGUUCGAUCGAGUAUAGCUUUAUUCAACUGGGCAUACAAGGCCUCAUAUAAUUAACCGACAACAUGGAAAUAGAAAUAGCUGUAGCGAUGCAGCCUAUAAAUAUCAGAGGCAACCUGACAUCUCCACUGCAAAACCGAGGUGUUAUUAUACCAAAACUGCGGACGGAGGUUAUAACAUUAUAAGCAAACUGCUGAAUAAAAAACAAUAACGACAUGGAGGUGUCUUUUAUGUAGCCCCCUCUCCUCGCAGUGUGUGAGUGUGUUCCAUUUUUUCAACCCUUUUGUGAGUGUUUUAGAAGUGUGAUGUCUGCGCGUCCUUGUUCCAGAAGGUUCUCGGUGCAGAGGUGCGCACGCUGCCACCUCGGGAUCUCGGCAUCUGAGAUGGUGAUGCGCGCGAGGGACUCCGUGUACCACCUGAGCUGCUUCACGUGCACCACGUGCAACAAGACCCUGACCACCGGCGACCACUUCGGCAUGAAAGACAGCCUGGUGUACUGCCGGGUCCACUUCGAGACCAUAGCCCAGGGAGAGUACCCGCACCCUGGCCUCAACUAUGCCGAGAUGGCGGCUAAAGGUGGAGGUCUGGCGCUGCCAUACUUCAAUGGCACUGGAACGGUCCAGAAGGGAAGGCCUCGGAAGAGGAAGAGCCCGGCCAUGGGCAUAGACAUCACCAGCUACAACUCAGGUGAGGAGACAGAGGGGAUGAGAUGACUGGCUUGUUGGGGAGUUUUGUCGGGGAAUUGAUGCUGUUGCACUCUUUUAAAAUAACGUUUCGAUGGGGAUGUAAUGGUUAGGGAUAAUAUAAUGUUCACCAACGCGCGCUGGUGAACUGAACAGAAAAGCCAUUGACGAAUAUAGAGCUGGCUGGGCUGGCUGAUGGGAUUUUUUUUGGCUUGUACGAUGUUUAAGGCCGUAGGCCUACUCCGAAUGCAAUUUUAACCAAAAAGGGGGAACAAGAAAGAUAACAAUUGGCCAUUCCACAAAAUUGAAGAGGCCUGCUAUGAAUGUGUGCUCUGUUCAUGAAGUAGGGCUAGCCUAUUUGCAUUUAUCCUCUUUAUGCUAAAUUUCAUGUUGUCAAAAUGAUAGAAAAUUGACCCCCCAGUUAAACAUUAGAUUACAUUUUAUAAUUAAGAAUCUUAUUAGGUUAUCGAAUGCCUAAAAUGGGCACACACAUGAACUUGAACCAUAUGCACGUGCAGGGGGUAAUGGGUGACCUAUACGCACGUGCAAGGGGUAACGGUAAUUCAGCCUCACUUGCUUAAAUUGUGCCGCAGCUAAUGCCGUUUUUUUCGCCUUUCGUCUUACUUGGGGGACAUUGCCUCCUCCGGUAGGCUAUAGCCUACAGUUAGCCUAAUUUUACUUUUAAAAUAUGGCAUUGAAAACGCUGAAUGUUAUAAUGCAACCAACCCCGCAGAUUCUCUUUUGUUGUUCCUUUUUAGAAGUAGUGUCCGGUUGAGAAAGUUUGUCAUUGUGUGCCAAGUUUCCUCUGUUCACCAUGAAUAAAAUGAAUAAGGGUAAUCUGAGUGUUAAUUGUUCUGCGUUAAUUGAAGGUGAUUUAGGAAUCCCUGGCGUCCAACCACUUCUGAAUCAUACUCGGAAGGUCAGCACAGUUCUCAGAAAAAGUGAAAGAUGGAGCCGGAAUACAAUAGAAUAAUUUUUCAUCAAAAAUAACUUUUCAUUUUUAACUGGCAUCAUGAGGUGCUUUUGUUAUGUCCUCAAAUAUGCCAAGCCUAUUCCUGAACGUUUUAUGUUUUUUUAGGCUACUGUAUUUUGCGUUUUAAUAAUGACAAGGAUAAUAUUCGAGAUAGAUAAUGUCAAUAUGCUCACUACAAUUAUUUGGUCUCCGUUUUUUUAUUUAUGUUUAGCUAUAGAUGUGCAUUUUCCAUAUUUAAAGCACAUUUGGUUGCACUGCAAAGACAUACGCUUGUAGUUAACUCAGAAUUAAGUCCUGCUUUUGUAUGUAGCAUUCCAAAAUCAGGAAUUGCCUGUCUUUCACAGUCAGGUGCGGGCAAAAACGUUGAUAUUGUCUAGAUCCGGUUUAUAAUGUUUAGUUUCCAUCUCCUCUGUAUGCCUAUACGUCUGGAGGAUUCUCCAAUGCAGUCCCAUGUCGACCUUGCAGUUGGCAGGCUAUACUUUGCUGCUAAGUAUGUUUUCGUAGCGACCCCUGGUGGGUAGUUGUAGAACGAAAGGCACUGGAGGAAAAUAGGAUUUAAAGAUUGAGGUGUUAUUUAUUGCAGUGCUUUUAAGAUGCUUGUCUGUCAUGAAUUAGGAUGCACAUCUGAUAUCUGAAAAUAAGUGUUUUAAGUUACAAGUUAGUGAAGAACAAUGUAGUAGUAGACCUGUCUGCGCAGCGGUCUAAGGCACUGCAUCUCAGUGCUAGAGGCGUCACUACAGACCCUGGUUCGAUUCCAGGCUGUAUCACAACCGGCCGUGAUUGGGAGUCCCAUAGGGCUGUGCACAAUUGGCCCAGCGUCGUCCGGGCUUGGCCGGGGUAGGCCGUCAUUGUGUAAAUAGGAAUUUGUUCUUAACUGACUUGCCUAGUUAAAUAAAGGUUAGAUAAAAAAAUUGAAGAUUUAUUGUGUAGCCCAGAGCUAUUUAAUCAUAGGUUCAUCUGCGUUCAUGCUUAGUUCUGGAUUCACUAAAACCAGAAUUAGGGAUACUGGAGCAAUGCAGUUUGGGUCUUUGAAACCGGCACUGAAGUCUGUCAUUUAAACUAGUGAUUUGCAUUUGCAGGGGACGGAAAUAACAAGAAAGGUGUUUUGAAUAAAUGAUCGGCCUGCUAAAUUGUUGUAGUUUAUUAGACAGAGAUUUAGAGAUGAUCACUAUAUGUGAUAUAGUAGAAAGAGUCAAGUCUGUCAUAGAGAGCUACAGUAGGCCUAUGUAUGCAAUAAACAUGUCUGCUGGAUGUGUUGACUUUUAAAAUAGUUGUCUUUUGAUCAUGGAAUGUCAAUCAAAUAUUGUAAAUAUUUUCCCAUAAACAUUUAAGGACCUAAUAUUAUGGUGCAUGUUGGAAGUAGAGAUGACAUUUUAAUGUCAAGACAUUAUUACUUUCUUUAAACGCAGAGGAUUAGAAAUGCUGGACCAAAUCAACUAACUCUUACUGUAGAUCUGCUUUAAAUACUUUCUAAGGGUUUCUGGUCAGUUCAAUUUGGAGUAAUUAUGAUUCAAUGAAAGAUUUAAUUGAAUCUUAACUGAAAAUUAUGGCCAGUUUACGGACAUUUUGUGUCUUGAAUUUCUGUUCAAUGGAAUGCGUAGCCAUCAUGAACUAAUCCCAACCCUGCUCCAGUUGUGUUGUAUCUUUCUAUACUUAACAAUUUGGGGGAGUGCUGUCCAUCUAAUCUUCUAGGGAUUAUAUUUACGAGUGUAUUCCCGUGUAGCUCAGCUGGUAGAGCAUGGCGCUUGCAACGCCAGGGUUGUGGGCUUGAUUCCCACGGGGGGCCAGUAUGAAAAAUGUAUGCACUCACUAACUGUAAGUCGCUCUGGAUAAGAGCGUCUGCUAAAUGACGUAAAUGUAAAAUGAGUAUCAAGCAGCAGCCCACCUUUACAUUUUUUUUAUUAUUCUGCAAUGCACUUAAUGAAUUCUCCAAUGUACCAGUAUUUCUGUUCUAACCUCACACUUCCUCUUCCCCCCCCUCCUCUUGGUCAGGUUGUAAUGAGAAUGAUGGGGACCACCUGGACCGUGACCAGGCCUACCCUCCCUCCCAGAAGAACAAGCGCAUGCGCACCUCCUUCAAGCACCACCAGCUCCGCACCAUGAAGUCCUACUUUGCUAUCAACCACAACCCCGACGCCAAGGACCUGAAACAGCUGGCCCAGAAGACAGGCCUCACCAAAAGAGUUCUACAGGUAAGCAGAAGCCAUCGCUCUCCUUCUUGACCUCUGACCUAGUAUGACAUCAUCACUAUAUCCUCCAUUCCACCGUUUGUUCUUUUGUUUGACCAUCAGUUCCAUUCAAGUCCAAUUAAUUCAUCCUUUUUUGGUUUGUUUGGUUUUAAUAAAAUGUUUAAUUUGUUUUCUACCAAUGUUGAGUUGUAUGGAAUGUUGUUAGGCACUAGGUGUACUGUAUGAAGUAGAUCUAGUGUAUUUGUAGUGUUCUGGGUUUAUAGACAUAUCAUUUAUCCACUAAUCACUCCCAGUCUCCCUGGGUCAGUGGUGGCAAGAGUAACUUAAACUAACGUUUACAGAGCGAGUAACUUAAACUAACGUACACAGAGAGAGUGCACAAGUCUGUAAGGAUCUUUUACAAAAGAAAAACUCUUUCAGCUGGUCAUUUCUCAUGUGGUUUCUACUCCCUGAGUCCAAAGUAAUGGCAUAAAAAUCAGCAGUUUUUGUAGCUAUUGUACUUUGCUCUUUCUAUUCUACCAGGAGAGUCAGCUAGUGGACAACACUGUGAUGUCAAAUAGAUACAGAACCAUUUUAUUGUUAAGAAAAUAAAGAAAAUAAGUUGCUAAUAUAUAUUUUUUUAAAUAUACAUCAGACAUAAACAUAAAGUAAAAGCCAUUGGAUUGGAUUGGUUUGCAGGUAUGGUUCCAAAACGCAAGAGCCAAAUUCAGAAGGAACGUUUUGCGUCAGGAGAAUGGUGUUGACAAGGCCGACGGCACGUCACUCCCUCCACCCUCGUCCGACAACGGCGCUCUGACACCCCCCUCCAGCACGGCCACACUAACAGACCUGACCAAUCCCUCUAUCACUGUAGUGACCUCCGUCACGUCUAGUUUGGACAGCCAUGAUUCGGGGAGCCCCUCACAGACUACCUUGACAAACCUUUUCUAGCAAGCUCUACGACUCCUAGCUCUUAACUCAUUUUUGUUUUUUUCCCCCAAUUUGCAAUUCGAUUUUUUAAAACAACAUCUUUAAAGAAAACAGAGACAGUUCCAUGGAUACGUAAAGUACUGUACUGUACUGUACACACAACAAAAAGCAGCAAGAACAACGACAACAACUACAGCAACAUUUAAACAGGAGGAAAUCCUUUUGAUGUGUAGCACUUGCAACCGCUUGGCAGCUGAGUUUGUAGUCAACGUAUUUAGUGACUGGUUUUGUGCAAAGGACGUUUUGAAUCUGGAAGGCGUUGACAAAUUAUUUAGAGGGUUCAACAAUCUGGGUCACAGCCCAAAUGAAACUAUUUAAAUGAGAAUAGUAUAAUAUUUGUACUUUCUUUUAUUUCAUUUGUUCAUUUGAUUUGAUUUAGUCUAAAUUUAUCCGCCCCUGAUAAUUAAUUUCAAAUCAUUAAUACUAUGUUAGCUCUAUCCUAUUUAAGGCAUAUUUUGAUAUUCCCCUUUUUUCAUCUUUGAAAUAUGAAUUUGCAGAAUGUUGUGUAAAAGAUCAUUCAGAGUUAUCCUGGAUGUUACAAGACAUGGGAGCGUUAUAUAGAUUAGUCAAUUCUAAUCUCUAAAUUGCGUUGUAUACAUUACAAUAACCCCAACAUUACAACUCAAAUGCCAGGUGGCUGCUGUGACCUCAACAUGCAUUUUGUCUUGACAUGAUACACCUCAACUGUGAUAGAAAAUAAUAAGAAUGGAACAAAUCUCUAGAUCUGUUCAGUGGUAACUGUCCAACAUGUAGUGCAAUCACAUUGAUAUUAGAACGUGGUCAACAAUAGAAAUCAGUGAGUGAAAUUCUGAUUGGGACAGAGUUAAUGGGCACUGUUUGAAAUUAUUGUUUCCAUUAUAGAGCACUUUUUACUAAUCUGUUGGCCUCAUUUUACAGACCAACACACGAAUGGAAAAACAGUAGUUUAUCUGGAUUCAGCGUGCCCGUAGAAUUACUGUUAAAUACAAUUGCACAGUGACAAUAUACUGCCCAGUGAAAAGUGCAUUAUUAUCAUGUUGCUCAGGGUAAAAGAAGGGUUGAUUCUGAAAAAGGUAAGAAGGGAGGAGAGGAAUCUAAUAAAAAGUGAGGGAUGACAAUGUGGCAGAUUAGAUGUGUAGAAGCUGACAGAAACAUCACAAUGACCUCGGAAAACUGGAGAUGGUAGACAGCCAGUGGGACAAAGAAAUCAUCCUCCACGUUUUGUCCUUUUUGGGCAUAUUUAAACUUUACCGACACUUGCUACUGAACAGACCAAAAUAUACAUUUUUUCCUCUGGCUGAUUUAAGAGAAAGAGAGACAAAAGGAAGAGGAGUCCUUGCUGCGGGGGUUACAUUAUUUUUUUUUUUUUUUGUCUCCUGGGCCAGCUGUUUAAGGUCGUUGGCGUCGGGUUGUGGUUGAUAGCAAAGCAGGACUACAUGGUGCAGAUUAACAUUUUAGUCAUUUAUCAGACGCUCUUAUCCAGAGCCACUUACAGGCCCCCCGUGGGAAACGAACCCACAACCCUGGCGUUGCAAGCGCCAUGCUCUACCAACUGAGCUACAGGGAGACUACAAAGAAAAAGAGAGUCCUUGAUGCGGGGUUCAAACAUUUUAUUGUAAUUGUCACAAUUUGUUCUAUUGUAGAACAUAGUGUUACUCUCAAUCUACUUGAUGAAGUAGAUGCCUAACUCGGUUCUACUAUGUGCCUUAUGCUAUAACUUGGAAGAAAGUUUGUGAACUUCAGGAUUAUAUGUGUUGUUUGUUGACUGAUUCACAUCCUUUUGACGCCUCACUAGUUUUGUACUGUUUUGCAUCUUAUUUCUGAAGAUCUUUUUAUGGUGUAUCCUGUUAGAAAGGGGCCAGCGAUGUCAUAGAAAGUAUUUGUGCACUCUUUCAGAUAUAGUUGGUUAAUCCAAUAAUCUUAUAUAUUGAUCUCCGUGUUAAUAGUUGAGUACAGUAAGUGUUCUAUCAAGAUUGUCCAUGUUUCCCUGUUUCUUGACUAAGAUGGUGUAUAGAAACUAUUUCUCCUUAAAUAUUUAUGGACCAAACGGUUGUUAUAUAUCUUAUUAAAUUUGUGUGAAUAAAAAAUACUUUGCUUUAAAUGAGUUUUAUUUUUCAUUACACUUGCCAUUUUUUGUGUUAUUCCUUAGAUACUAUGUUCUAUUAUUUGACUCACAUCAACAAAUGAAAAAGCAUUCAAUGAUUGAUUGACCAAUUAAAACAAACGUUCCACAUUUUUACUUUCAUUUAGAAUUUGUAUUUCCUAUUUUGUGGUGUUUACAGCUUUGAAGUAAUGCCCCAUGAAUUUGCACCUAAACCCUGUAGUCAAAAAUUAUGAAAAUUGCUUUUUAAUGCAUGAAUAUGGCUAUAUAACUUUUUAAAAUGGAAAAAGGAAUGCUGCAAAGCAUACAUUGAUUGAUAUAUCUAUAUAUUAUAUAUGUAGUGCUAAGGUGACGUAAGAGGAAAUGCAGACCUAUAAAGCCAGGUUGCUCUGUAGUUAAUAUAUUGUUACUCUAUUAUUUCUUUCAGGGAGAACAAAUCUUGGGGCAUUACAGCCAAACUUCCCGACGUUUGAAAAUUCCCUAAAGUAUUAAGAGAAGGGGAAAACUUUGGUCGGAAUUCCUCACCAUUGAAGACAAAGACAAUAUUAGGAUAAGACGAUAGAAUAUUGAGAAAUAAAUUAACAAAAACAUGUUUCAGUCCAAAAAAUGUACAACAACCAAAAAAUAUUUAAAAACGUUUUAACUGAAUGUUUGAAUCCAACUACGGAGAAGAAUACAGUGUGUUAUUACUGAUAUCAUUGUGAAAAAAGACUUGACAUUGCUCAUAUUGGAAUGCCAUUCACACACAGUGGAAAAAGUUCUAUAGGAACAUAGAUGUAUAUAGCAGAACAGCAUGGUAGCACAGGGGCUAUAGUAGGAUUAAGAAACCGCAGACAUUCAACAACACUACAGGACACACACACACACAGACACACAGACACACAGACACACACACACACACACAGACACACAGACACACACACAGACACACACACAGACACACACACACACACACACACACACACACACACACAGACACACACACACAGACACACAGACACACACACACACACACACACACACACACAUACACACACGCACCCUUCCCCUGCACCCUUCCCCUGCACCCCCUUCACUUACCCCACACAUUCUUACCUCUACCCUCUAUAGAAUCAGCUUGCUAUAAAAAACGUUAUUUUGUCACAAAUGUCAUUUUGUAAACACAUGGCCUCCUUGAAACUCGGCAGCAGGACGCCCAUCAAACGGGCUGAUGAAGAGGACUGCAGAGUUGGCGCUUUGCCAUCUGGCUGCUCUGAGGGAAAGAGGAUGUAACACAAAAACAAGAUGAAGAGGAUUCCCAUUAUACACCUCAGCAAAUUGUUAACAUUGAGCUGUAUAUUAUUACUUAGUUUGAUGCAUUGUAUUCGUAUCAUUCGUUGUCAGCUGUAAAAUAAACCCUAUGAAAAUCCUUCCCUGAUGAUGCCCGUAUACCUUACGGUGGAAAGUGAAAUGUCAUUGUGAAGACAUAGGUGGAUUUUAAUGCUUGAAGCUUAGUUAGCUGAAUGUCAUGUAUAAAUAAGGACAAUAUUAACAAUACGAUUAUUACUGGCUGAUUUCAAUAUUGUGGUUGUUCUUAUGUUCUAUGCAGCUUUUAAAAUACACAACCAGUAAAUGGAAUUAAGUGUGUGAUUACCGAUAAUAGAUGGCGUUAAUUAGAUUCAGAAUUCAAGCUAUUUACAAUACGCUUUCUGUUCAAUUACAGUCACUGGAUAGAGUCCAUUCAGACUCCUGACAAAUGUGGGCACCACAUUUCAUUCUAGGGAUAAAACUACACAACAUAAUUAUAAUUGACUACCCGCGUCUCCGAGUCUCACAAAUCACAAUGCGUGUAACCUGAUCCCACUGCCUUGCCUUGGUUCCUCAGUGCUGUGUGAUUACUGCUCUACGAUGAACGCUGCAUAUCCAUGUUGGUAAGAAGGGAGACGGAAGGGAGCAGAGGGCCAGGAUGGGGGAGGAGGUAGGGAGGAGGGAACGGUGGUGCCAUAUGGGGCCUAGUAAACAGCUCGCUGUUGAAUUCCAACAACGUGGGAAACGGCAAACACAACAGACACGUCCAAGCCUAAACCUCACUCACUGGGGUGCUGGUCGUGCUGUUUUUCCUGGCCCGGGCGUUAGGCGGUUUAUGCUAGCGAGCAGCAGGAAGUGGGAUUGCAACAUAACACAAACAAACAGUGUCGGCCAUCUUGGAUUCUGGAGAUUCUGGACAUCAUCACAGCAUCCUGCUGACUGACAAGAAUGUGAAGGGAAGGAGGUUUGUGACUGGAAUGCUUCUUAUCGGAACGAUUAGUGUGUGUGUGUGUGUGUGUGUGUGUGUGUGUGUGCGUCACAGUACUCGGCUGAGGGGAGGACGGCUCAUAAUAAUGGUUGGAAUGGCAUCAAACACCUGCAAACCAUGUGCUUGAUGUAUUUGAUGGCAUUCUACUUUUUCCGCUCCAGUCAUUACCACGAGCCCAUCCUCCCCAAUGAAGGUGCCACCCGCCUCCUGUGGGGUGUGUGUGUGUGUGUAGUGUUUGGGGAAAGUAAAAGACAAGUCCAUAUCCUGACCAGGUACAGUAUGUGGUUUGUAGAAUGCCACUGAUCAUAACGGAGCAUUGUGCAGACUGCAGGUGAGUCUGACACUGGUAGAACCCAUUGUAUAAUUACAUGCACUUCAUGGUUCAGUCUCAAAUAUACUUUGUCAUGUAAUUUUACUCUAUUAUAGAAUGGUUCAACAUUUUGCUUGGGAUAAAAUCCCCAAAUCCCUUCAGAUGAAUAAUCUUGUUUCUAAGGGGGUUUCCAUGGGGAUCCCGAGACAUUACUUCCCCGUUUACUGUGUUUCACAAUAUAUAUAUAUAUAGUAUACAUACAGUACAUCUCUCACUGUAAUAAGACACAUACUGCUUUCAUUUGUGCUAUUGCAGUUGGUCAAUGGACUCAAUACAAUUUCACAAUAUUUCCCAAUACUGUUCAGCUGCUAUGUCACUUCCUUUCAUAGUGGUGAUCACCACUUCCUUACUUUAGAUAUUUGAUUGUGAGAGAGAGCAGCAGCAGAGGGGAUGGAGAGUUUGUUGAUAUUAUUGGAACACGGCCACGUGAUGUCACUAAAGUUCACACCAGGAGCAGAGAGGAUCUCAGGUGAGCACAGUACAGGACAUGGGGAGAGGAUGGGAAUGGAUGCCUGUGGGCGAUCACACACACACACGUGACUACAUGCUGCUUUAAUAGGGUGUCAGUUCAAUGUGUGUGCUAGUUCUGCCUCAGCGCCCGCCUCUCAUCGCCAGGUGUGCAUUUCACCUCCACACACACACACACACACACACACACACACACACACACAACACACACACACACGUGGAUGUCAGAGGGAUGACGAACUCGACAAGAAACGACUCAACCUAACGCCCUGUAGGCUGCUAAGACACAGCAGUGACGGGGGGAGAGGAAAGUGGGUUGGGGGAGGAUUGGGGGAGAGGGGAGACAGGUCUGCCCUGUGUGGGGUGAUACGGAACAGGUGGAGAGAUACGGGUUGACACUAAAAGGAGUGACACACACACACACACAAACACAUACAAAACGUUCUGCUGUGGGUUACAAGGAUAAGUCCUUCACAUCGUUAUGAGGCAUCUUUCCUGUGCCUCAAUUAUACAGAGGUUUCCCUGCAGCUCAAAUGUAACCUUAUCUCUCUGUUUCUAACAGUGUAUUAUUCAGUAUUUACAUUCAGUUGGUCUGUGAAGUCUUACAUCUAAACCUUGAACACACAAUGAUCAGGGAUACUGACUGUGUGUUGCAAUUAUACUUUGAAGAUGAGCACAUUCAUUAGUGAAUAAUCAAGUGCAAAUCUUCUAGGGAUUAUAUUUUACGAGUGUAUUCCCGUGGAGCCUCAGCUGGUAGAGCAGGCGCUUGCACCCGAGGGUUGUGGGCUUGAUUCCCACGGGGUGGCCAGUGAUGAAAAAAUGUAUGCACUCACUAACUGUUAAGUCGCCUCUGGAUAAGGUCGUCUGCUAAAUGACGUUUAAAAUGAAAAUGGAGAUCAAGCAGCAGCCCACUGUUACUUUUUUUUAUUAUUCUGCAAUUGCACUUAAUGAAUUCUCCAAUGUACCAGUAUUUCUGUUUCUAACCUCACACUUCAUCUUCCCCCCCCUCUCUUGGUCAGGUUGGUAAUGAGAAUGAUGGGGACCACCUGGACCGUGACCAGGGCCUACCCUCCCUCACAGAAGAAACAAGCGAAAUGCGCACCCUCCUUCAAAGCACCACCAGCUCCGCACCAUGACGUACUAGUUGCAUCAACCACAAACCCGACGCCAAGGACCGAAAACAGCGCUGGCCCAGAAGACAGGCCUCACCCAAAAGGUUCUACAGGUAGAGAAGCCAUCGCUCUCCUUCUGACCUCUGACCUAGUAUGACAUCACACUAUAUUCCUCCAUUCCACCGUUUGUUCUUUGUUUGACCCUCAGUUCCAUCAAAGUCCAAUUAAUUCAUCUUUUUUGGUUUGUUUGGUUUUAAUAAAAUGUUUAAUUUGUUUUCUUACCAAUGUUGAGUUGUAGGGAUGUGUUAGGCAUCGGUGUUACUUGUAUGAAGUAGACUAGUGUAUUGGUAGUGUCUGGGUUUAUGACAAUCAGUUAUUCCAUAUCCACUUCCCAGCUCUCUGGGUCAGUGCGUGGCAAGAGUAGUAACUUAAAACUAACGUUUACAGAGCGAGUAACUUAAAACUAACGUACACAGAGAGAGUGCCACAAGUCUGUAAGGAUUUCUUUACAAAGAAAAACUCUUUAGCGGUCAUUAUCAUGUGGUUUUUUACCCUCCCUCCCCUCCCCCACCUCCCUGAUUCCAAAGUAAUGGCCCAUAAUAAAAAUCAGCAGUUAUCAGUUUUUGUUUAGAUAUUUGUACUUUGCUCUUUCUGAUUUACCAGGGAGAGUCAGCCUAGUGGACAACCUGUGAUGGCAAAUAGAUACAGAACAAUUUUAUUGUUAAGAAUAAAGAAAGAAAAUAAGUUGCUAAUAUAUAUUUUUUUCAAUAUAAUCAACAUAAAACAUAAGUAAAAAGCCAGGUGAUUGGAUUGGUUGCAGGUAGGAUGAGUUCCAAAACGCAAGAAAGAGCAAAUUCAGAAGGAACGUUUUGCGUCAGGAGGAGAAUGGUAGUUGGACCAAGGGCCGACGGCACGUCACUCCCUCCCACCCUCGUCCGACAACGGCGCUCUGACACCCCCCUCCAGCACGGCCACCUACAGACCAUGAACCAAUCCAUCUAUCACUGUCGUGACGAAGUCAAGUCUAGUUGGAAGCAAUGAUUCGGGGAGACCCUCCCAGACUACCUUGACAAACAUUUUCUAGCAAGCUAUACAGACUAUAGCUCUUAAAUACUCAUUUUUUGAUUUUUUUCCACCAAUUGCAAAUUCGAUUUUUUUUUUGAAACAAAAUAGUUAAAGAAAACAGAGGACAGUUCAAUGGAUACGUAAACGUACUGUACUGUACUGUAC
Messenger RNA from Coregonus sp. 'balchen', 14099 nucleotides. The record is from the annotation of a GenBank genome assembly. NCBI's taxonomy places the organism in Eukaryota, Metazoa, Chordata, Actinopteri, Salmoniformes, Salmonidae.